Drosophila guanche is the source of this 2540-nucleotide messenger RNA. RefSeq names its product ataxin-2 homolog. NCBI's taxonomy places the organism in Eukaryota, Metazoa, Arthropoda, Insecta, Diptera, Drosophilidae. The transcript is spliced from 5 exons. The record is from RefSeq and is a predicted model, not a curated record. Bases 126 to 2216 code for a protein of 696 amino acids.
AGCGAAUUUUAAUAGAGUGACGGCAGGAAAAGAAAAUUACGUGGCAAACAAAACAGAAGAAAAAAAAGUGUUAAUCAACAGAAAAUUGUAUUGCUGUUCAUAAGCAAAAACCAACAACUGGCAUAAUGGCGCUCAUACGGGUGCUGGCUGUCAUCGGGUACUGCCUCGUGGCGGUCAGCGGCGGCGUGGAGCUCGAGACGCUGACGCCGAAGGCUGCCGCGGACAAAAUCGAGGAUGCAGUCACCACCAAGCUGACGCCCAGCCUCACAGAGGAUGCCAAGAGCAAAACGGAGAAACGUGAUUCAGCGGAUCAGACAGGAGCCAUCUUUCCGGGCAGGCCCACAAAGGAGACACCGUUCCGGCCCGUUUAUACGUCGGCCAGCUACUAUGAGGCGCCAACCCAAAUCUUUGGACCCACAACCGUACGCUACACGGCAGCGGAGGCGGCACCGCAGACCUACUACGAUAAGCCAGAGAGUGGCCACGGCAUUCGAUAUGCACCGUCCGGUGCUGGGCAUAAGCCUUCGGUGCAGUUCGCCCAGCAGGGGCAUCGCUUCGGCUUUGCCGCGCCACCGCAAGUGGAGCUCUAUCAGCGGCCAGCCGCCACUAAGUCGGCUUCAUUAGGAGCGGAGCAGCAGCAGCAGCAGCAGAAGCAACAACAACGGGAGACUUUCCAUUACGGCGAAGUGGAAGCCGAGGGUGGCGCCAUCUAUGAGCGGGCGGGACCGCAGCAAUAUCAAUUCACUUUGCCAGUCCACCAUCAGCACAAGUUUCCUCAGCAGCAGCAGCAGCCACGUGUGCAGUACAUCAUUGCCAUUCCACUCUCCUACAUGCGUCAGCUGCAGCAACAGCAGCAGCAGCAGCAACAUCAGUUACAGGUGGCGCCACCCACAGCAUCCGCCAGCCCUAGCAGCAGCAGCACCACCACCACGACCAGCAGCAGCGCUGCACCACCAUCAACGGCAGCGCCUGUACCGAGGCACCAUCAAUCCUUUAUGCAGCUGCUUGGACCGCUGGCACGUGAUCAUCAGGGCUUGUACAGGCCCUACUAUCAGUCGGACGCCUCGAAUGCACCACUCACAGGCAUCGGCACCCCAGCUGGACCAAAUCCACCCAGCCAACAGCAGCAAUAUUUCCAGAUACCAGCCAGCCUGCUGCUGGCCGCCGCACAACAGCUGCAACAGCAGCAUCAGCAGCAGUCCCAGCAGCAGUCGGUCUAUGCGAAAGCUGCACCACCACCACCACCACCCAGCUACCAGCAGCUCAUCUAUCAGCCACAGCCACAGGCACCACAGCACCACCCACAGCUGCAGCUGCAGCGCAUCUUUCUGCAACCACCGCAGGCACAGACAUCAGCUAUCUAUGCCGAACAGCCAGGCGGCCCUUUGUAUGCAUAUCCGCUGCAGCGACUGAAACAGCAGCAGCAGCAGCAACUGAAGUACACACCAGCAACGGACUCCGUGGCAGCAGGGCCAACAGCAGCAACAGCAGCAGCAUCGGGAGAUGUGGCAGCAACAACAGCAGAGACGGCAACGCCAACGCGUCCUACCGCACAGCACUUGCCCGUCGUGCACUACAAUCCAAUUUACGUGCAGGCACCCGCCGAGCAGCAGCAACAUCAUCAGCUUCAGCUGCAGCAGCAUCAAUUUGCCAUACUGCCACGUUUUAGCAAUAAUAACCCAAAGGCCGCUUACAAUCUGGGGCAUGAAUCAACGCCACCGAUUCAUGUUGUCAGAUUGUCAGCGGCUGGCGCUCCCGGCCACGGGCAUGGGCAUGGGCACGGAGCCGUGCCCUUCCACCAUUUCCAUCACUAUCAGCCGGGCUCAGUGCCGUUGCUGCAGCAACUUUAUCAUGCCCCGCAGCAGCAGCAGCAGCAUCAAUAUGUAUCGCAUAUGCCGUAUGGCCACGAAGAAGUUCCACUUCCUGGACCCGUAUCCUUGCCCACCACAGUGCCUGGCAUGACUGGCGCCUCACCAGCCAUUAUACCAUAUUUCAGCCAUCCGGGUGCCGUGCAUUAUGGCACGCAUUUGUAUCACCCGGCAGGGGCAGGGGCAGCCACGGCAGCAACAAAAGGAGGAAUAGUCGCAGCAGCAGGAGCAGGAGCUGGAGCUGGAGCUGGAGUGGGUGUCGGAAGUGCAGCAACAAGCCCCAAGCAGCAGUCAACAAGUGGAGGACACUCAGCAGGUGGCGGCAACAAUAUUGUCAAAUAUCCCUAAAGCAACUCGAUGAGAUGACACCGGACAACGGAUUGAGCAGAAGGAGCAGCAAACAGGAGGCCCUUGCAGCUGCGGGGUUUUAUUCACGCGAACUCACAUCGAUUUUUACUGCUCCCACUCGAACACUGUUUGCUCCUCUGCCAAAAACUUUCGCGUUGGUUUUUUGUGUGUGCAAAUAUUUGUUACAUUUUCCAAUAGACUCGCCAAAUAAUCAAUUACAUUUACACAUGUAUGCGGUUACCCUUUGUUAGCUAUUAAAACAAUUCAUUUUGUAUUAUAAUUUUAUGGUUUUCCCUCCUUUUUUUUUUGUGUGUUUUGGUAUGU